This is a messenger RNA of Diversispora eburnea, 516 nucleotides long. The record is from the annotation of a GenBank genome assembly. Lineage: Eukaryota; Fungi; Glomeromycota; Glomeromycetes; Diversisporales; Diversisporaceae.
AUGUCAAGUAGUACAUAUCCUAUACUUUCCACUACAAUACCUCUUUAUAAUACUCUUAUAGAUCAUACAAAAGAAAUUAUUAAUACAGAAAAUAUUAUUUCAAUUAAAGCAGCAGCAGAAAAGUGCAAAGAAAAAUUGUUAGAAAUUUCUUCAAUUUACAAUACAUUUUAUACACCUACUUUAUCUGAGGUUUCAAAUAAAAAUGAAUCUUUUGAACAGAAAAAUUCUAUUAUAGAACAUUUAUUCAAAAAGUGCUGUAUAGAAAAAAUAGACAAACUUCAAGUAUAUCUUUCUUUACCUACAGUUAAUGAAACAGUGAAUUCUCUUGAAUGGUGGAAAAGUAAUAUGAGCCAAUUUCCUCAUCUUUCUAAAAUAGCAUGUGAUCAUUUGUCAAUACCAGCAACCAGUGUAUCAUCAGAACAAUGUUUUUCAAUUAGCAAAAAUUUAAUUACAGACAAUAGAAAUCGGUUAGCAGGUAAAACUGUAAGAGUUUAUAUGUGUUUAAGAUCAUGGUGA